Messenger RNA from Pelodiscus sinensis (Chinese soft-shelled turtle), 967 nucleotides. Lineage: Eukaryota; Metazoa; Chordata; Testudines; Trionychidae. The record is from RefSeq and is a predicted model, not a curated record.
UGUUUUCCUCCAGAAUGUCCCUCUUCCAGUGGAAAGCCCAACCACGCAGAUAUCCUGCUCGUAAACUUACAGUAUGUUUCAGAAGUGGAAAUAAUUAAUGACCGCACGGAAACCCCUCCUCCUUUAGCUUCACUCAAUGUUAGCAAGCUUGCCAACAAAGCACGGACGGAGAAAGAAGAGAAACUGAGCCAGGCGUAUGCAAUUAGUGCUGGAGUCUCUCUGGAGGGACAGCAGCUUUUCCAGACUAUACAUAAGACCAUUAAAGACUGUAAAUGGCAAGAAAAGAACAUAGUGGUGAUGGAAGACGUCAUUAUUGCUCCUCCCUACCAAGUGGAAAACUGCAAAGGCAAGGAGGGAAGUGCCCUGAGUCAUGUACGCAAAAUAGUUGAGAAACACUUUAGAGAUGUGGAAAGCCAAAAGGUGAUGCAAGGUUCACAAGCACAGCAAACACAGAAGGAAACCACGCUGUCAUCCUGAGUGCUGGUGGAUCCCAUCACCAGGGGGCGCUCUUCCAAGAUCCAGCAGAAGAUAACAUGAUUUCUUCAAAGGAGACGGGGCGGGGGAGGGCCAGGAGUCUAUUUUAUUUCCCCAGGGCUCUUUAACAGGGAGCUCACUACUUCCAAACUUUAGACUUUAAAACAGAGAGAGUAAUUUAAAAGAUCAUCCAUGACUUGACUAACAACCUUUCUUUUCGUCUGCCAUGUUUUCGCCUAGGACAGUCAGACUUUGUUAGUUUUAUUUUUUGACUUUCCUCUUCCGCCACCCCACAAAACCCUUGCCCCUUUUAUUUUUGUAAAGGGGUCUACCAUUCUCCCCUCCUUCCCCACUCCCUGCUUUGAGGCAGGAAGAAUCUGCCCUCCCAAACACCCUGCUAAAAAUAAAAAUAACAAUCUGACUGUGUUAACUCAAUCGGGACCUUUCUGCCACCGGCAUGGUCCCAUUUUAAUUUUGUUUGCACAGGGCAAGG